Molecule: messenger RNA, 822 nt
Organism: Protopolystoma xenopodis
Lineage: Eukaryota; Metazoa; Platyhelminthes; Monogenea; Polystomatidea; Polystomatidae
Source: the annotation of a GenBank genome assembly
AUGGUGAUAGAUCCUUCGGCGCCCAGCGACGGCUAUUCUCAUAAUGGUGUGCCAAUUCCGGUGCCUCCGCCUUCGGUGCUUGAGUCGGGUCGUCUUUUGUCUGACCAGAUUUCUAGAUUUGUGCGACCCCAGUCCAGUCGAUCAACUAUCCCGGUGCCAGUUGUUCAGUCACAAAUAAUUCCAACUACUACUUCUGCAACCACUUCUUUCUGUUCAAUAGGUUCCCCAUCUGCUUCUCCUAUUACCAGACCUGCCUCUCCUGCUCUGAAUAUCUUAAAUGGUCGACCAAAUAUCUCACAUUCUGGUAUCGCGUCCAUACCAUCUUAUAUCUGCUCUUUAUCGUCUGCUAUCACUACCACUUCAUCUCCCUCCUCUUCUUCGAAAUGCUUGACUUCUAAUGCCUCUGUCGAACUUGACUCCUCUUCUGGCCAUAUUGACAUUACCACGUGCACUUCCAAACCCAUUGUAUCUCCUCUAGAUUUUAUCAAUACGUGUUCUUCGUUGCCAACUGGACAAGGGGAUGGACAGAGUAAAGGUUCAAUAACUAUGGCAACCGCUCCAUUUAUUACAUCAGCAGCAGCAAACGAGGACUCUCUCUUGUCUGCUCCCUUAUCUGUAGGAUAUGUGCUAGUACUGUUCUUCGAUGCCAAGCGCACCUGGCAGUGGGUUACUCGUGACAAGGUUCGUCCGUUAGGUGUAAAUCCUCACUUCGACAGGGCUCAAUUACAAGAGGCCAAAAGGAGUAAGAUGCGACUGUCUGUAAGUUGGCUCCUGAUUUCUGGCCUCAUUUUCUUAUAUUUUGUGCUUUUGUUUUGUAGAUAA